CCGGGGCGUAUCUCGGGAUCCGGAUGCUGAGGCGGGAGCGCCGCGGAGGUGCUUUCCCUCCUCCUCUCUGUGGCAGGAAGGAGGCCAGGGAGGCGCCUGGCGCGAAUAACGAAGAGCGACGGCGUCCCGGGGCCAAGGCGCGUUCUCUCUUGACGAGAAACUCCCAGCCAAUCGCUUUUCGAAGAGGCGGCGCUGCUCCGCAAGGUCGAAUCGGCGGCUGCGGCGCUUUCCUCGCCACCAGCCAAUGAGAGGAAAUGGAACGCCUCCUGGGGGCGUGGCGGUGGGCGGUGGCGCGUCCGUUGCCAGGGCGACCGCUUGAAGGAGGCGCUCGAGGCGGGCAGGGAUCUCCCGGGGCUCAUGGCCCACCGGCGCCUGGCGGAGGCGCUGCAGGUCUCGCGGGACUUGGUGGUGAGCGGGUGCGGCAAGGACGGGGUGUGGCCGGCCGAAGGGGACUCCUGCUGCCCCAGCAGCCUGGCCUGCCUGCGGCAAGUGCCCCUUGGCAAGGAUGCGCAUGGAAUCUACAGCCUCUGCUUUGCCCCGGGUGGGGGGCAGCUGGCAGCCGGCUUUGGCAACGGCUCUGUGCAGCUGGUGGAUGCCUCCAGGGGUUUGCCUGGCCCCUCCUUGUUCCCGGGGCACCGCACACGGCAAGCGGUCACUGCUCUGAAGUUCCACCGGGCGAAGCCAGGCCUGUUGCUGGCUGCCGGGGCGGAUGGCACCAUCUCCAUCUACGACCUGCUCUCACACUACCCUCUGGCUUCCUGGACAGAGACGGAGAACGAGAUCAACGCCAUGGACUUCUGCCGGGACGGAAGCUCCUUUGCCACCGCAGGCAAAGAUCGCCAUAUCCGACUCUACGACAGCCACACCAACCAGCUCUUUCACAUCAUGCAUGCCCCAGACUUCAUGGCCGGGGAUGAGUUCACACCCCUCAGCGGACACUCGCGGCGGAUCUUUGCCUUGCGCUUCCACCCCACAGAGCUGCAUCUCUUUCUGACGGGGGGCUGGGAUAAUUCUGUCAAGGUGUGGGACAAGCGGGUGUCCAAAGGUGCAAGGAGUGUGAUCAACGGGCCUCACAUCUGUGGCCCCGGGAUUGAUGUGAAGGGAGACCAGGUCCUGACGGGCUCGUGGGUGCCCCGCAAUGCCCUCCAGCUCUGGGACCUGCGCCUGUCUCGCCUGUGGCAAACCCUGCCCUUCCCCUGCAGCCCCACGCAGGGCGAGUUCCUCUACUCGGCCCAGUUUUGCAUGGGGGACGUGGUGCUGGCUGGCGGCAGCGGGACCAGUGGGGCAAGCGCCAUCCACACGGGCACAGGCCAGGUGGUCGGGGAGAUUCUGCUGCCCAACAAGCCCGUCCAUGUGGUGGCCUCUGCCCCCGGAAGCCAGGCUGUGGCUGUGGCUGGGGCAGGGGGCAACCUUCACUUGGCAGAGCUGCACUGAGCCCUGGAAGGAAGAGGCAGAGCAUCCUGCAGAUGCCCAGCCCUGGAGUUCAGGGGCAGGGAAGCCGUCAGCCCCACGCUGCCACGGCCAGGGCGGCAGAGCCAAGCUGCUGCCUCUUGCCACAGGGGUGAUGUGGGUGGGUGCCACCCCCUUUCCCCUCCUUGCCCUGCCCAGGCCCCCUGCCCUCCCUGCCUCAGUUUCCCUUGUUUGUUCUGCCUGAGGAGGGGGCUCCGCCUGGACCAGGGGAUGCCUGGAGCAGAGGCUCUUCCCUCCUUCGGAUCUGUGCAAUAAAAGCUUCUUGCAUCUGGAGAA
Podarcis raffonei (Aeolian wall lizard) is the source of this 1746-nucleotide messenger RNA. RefSeq names its product probable serine/threonine-protein kinase PkwA. The coding region runs from base 358 to 1434 and encodes 358 amino acids. The record is from RefSeq and is a predicted model, not a curated record. Gene Ontology annotation, molecular function: protein binding. The transcript is spliced from 8 exons. Lineage: Eukaryota; Metazoa; Chordata; Lepidosauria; Squamata; Lacertidae.